GGCGAUUUCGGACAUUGAAAAUAUCCUUAAACUAAUUUUAACAAAAAUUUAUUACUAUUAAUACAACAAAAACAUGGAUCAUCAACAUAAACAUAACGUUAAUGAUGAUAAUGAUGAUCAACGACGACAACGCCAGUGUAGAGAACAGCCUAAAGUCGACCAAUUUAUGGAUCAGCUAAACGAUGAUCAUAUGGUUGGCAGGGGUGCCUUCGGUGUCGUCUAUAAAGUCCAGUCCAAGCAAUCAGGAAAGUCCUAUGCAUUGAAAGUGGUAACACUUGAACCCGAUGAUAUCGAUAGUAUGCUAUACAAAGAGAUUGAUUGUCUAAUGAAUGUUAGCGACAAUAAUAAAAAAUGUUCACAAUAUGUGGCCAAAUAUUAUGAUCACCGAAUUGUUAGCAAAGAUAACCAAUUGUUUUUGCUGAUGGACUAUUCGGCCGGCAAUCUAUGCCAGCUAUUGGACGCUAAACCGGGUAUAUGUAGGCGCCAAUCGGGUGAUCCACUAAGUAAACCUGAAUACUAUAUGACGGGUGCAAUGUUUAAGCUGAUACUCGAAGCUGUACAGCAUAUACACGGGUUAGACCCGCAAAUCAUCCAUGGUGAUCUAAAACCAGAUAACAUAAUGAUUGAAUUGAAUGGCUUUGAAAACUCAUACGCCAAACUCAUUGAUUUCGGUCUGGCCACCUAUCACUACCGCGGCGGCGAUAAUUGGCAACAUAAUACUGCCGAAGAUGGUGGGGAACAAACAAAAUAUAUGGCACCCGAAAUGGCCACUGGCCAACAGUACGAUCAUCGGGUAGAUGUCUAUAGUCUGGCGAUUGUCGGUGCGGAACUGUUUGCUAUCGAUUUGCAUCUAUUGAAUGCUAAUGAUGUCGAUCAGCUUAGACCGGGUGUCUUCUGUCGGCAACGACUGAAUCGGAUCUACUAUUGGUUGUGUCGUAUGCAUAGCCCGGAUCCGGAUGACCGGCCCGAGUGUUCAGAAAUUGUUGCCGAUUAUGACAACUGGAACUUUUCGAUGGCUGACAUAAUGUUCACAUGGAUGGCCAACUAUAAUCAUAUUUACCAGAAAUUGGUGCCACCAACUCGACCGGAUCAGCCCAACGAACAAAACAUAUUGGUUAGGGCGGGACUCGACCGACACGCCAGUCUACAGCAGGUCAUCGAUAUGUUGGCCGAAGAAAAAUGGUCUAAACUGUUGGACGCGGUAUUCAAUGAAAAUAAAUAUGGCGACCAAAUUGAUCUUGAUUAGUUUUUGUUGUUGUUAAAAACAUUGAUAUGAUUCAUGUAUUA
Oppia nitens is the source of this 1287-nucleotide messenger RNA. RefSeq names its product cyclin-dependent kinase 20-like. The transcript has 5 exons. NCBI's taxonomy places the organism in Eukaryota, Metazoa, Arthropoda, Arachnida, Sarcoptiformes, Oppiidae. Bases 74 to 1246 code for a protein of 390 amino acids. The record is from RefSeq and is a predicted model, not a curated record. Gene Ontology annotation, molecular function: ATP binding; protein kinase activity. Gene Ontology annotation, biological process: protein phosphorylation.